Messenger RNA from Penicillium verhagenii, 288 nucleotides. Its product is annotated as U4/U6-U5 snRNP complex subunit LSM3. Gene Ontology annotation, biological process: P-body assembly; mRNA splicing, via spliceosome. Lineage: Eukaryota; Fungi; Ascomycota; Eurotiomycetes; Eurotiales; Aspergillaceae. The transcript is spliced from 4 exons. Bases 1 to 288 code for a protein of 95 amino acids. The record is from RefSeq and is a predicted model, not a curated record. Gene Ontology annotation, molecular function: RNA binding. Gene Ontology annotation, cellular component: Lsm1-7-Pat1 complex; U4/U6 x U5 tri-snRNP complex; P-body.
AUGGCCGAUAUCGAAGAUGCAGGCGCUUCUGUCUCAGAGCCCUUGGAUCUCGUCCGCUUGUCUUUGGAUGAAAUUGUCUUCGUGAAAUUGCGCGGUGACCGCGAACUGAAGGGUCGUCUCCACGCCUACGAUAGCCAUUGCAACUUGGUCCUUGGCGAUGUGGAAGAGACAAUUUAUGUGGUAGAGGAAGAUGAGAACGAGGUGGAGACCACACGGACAAUUAAGAAGCAGGAAGAAAUGCUCUUUGUCCGAGGCGAUUCCGUCGUUUUGAUUUCCCCCCAGGCCUGA